UUUAUCGUCUGCGGUCCCACUGGCAAACAGAAAACAAGUUUUUAUUUUGAUCUUAAAAAAUUCUUAAUAAUGGGCGACUAUGACUCUGAUGAUGAGAAAUCACAGGUGGAGAAGCUGCGGUACGCCAAGGUGCCUCGCGGAAUGUUCGUCAGCGGCUGGGACGACGAUGCCGACGAAUUAAUUGAGGAGGACAAGAAUCCGCAGUCUAGCAUCGAGCGCAUGAUCCUGUGGGCCGUCAGCGAGAAUCGGCUAAGCGAGGUGCGUGAGAUUCUUCGUUUGGAUGCGGACACUGUUAAUGCCCGGGACAACGAUGGAUACACGCCGCUGCACCGUGCUGCCUACAACAAUUUCGUGGAUAUGGCAAAGCUCCUGCUGCAGUACCGAGCCAAUCCCAAUGCUCGCACGGAACUGGGCUGGACACCCCUCCAUUCCGCCUGCAAGUGGAACAACGCGGACUGUGCCCACUUGCUGCUACAGUUCGGUGCCGAUGUGAAUGCCGAGUCGGAUGGGCAACAGACGCCGCUGCACAUAACUGCCACCGUUUCGAAUUGCCGUAACACCGCUACCGUACUGCUGCUGGACCGGAAUGUGAAGGCCCGCAAGGAGAACAACUCGGAGGAGCUGGCCUCGGUCAUAGCACGUCGCACAGGUAUGAGCUUUCCCAUCUUUGAGUGCGGCGAAGAGGCGUAUGACUGUGACACGGGACUGAUAGAAUAACUGAAACAGCCAUAAAUGUGCAUACUUAUAGAAUAUAAACCUUUGAUUAUUUUAUAAA
Molecule: messenger RNA, 775 nt
Organism: Drosophila serrata
Lineage: Eukaryota; Metazoa; Arthropoda; Insecta; Diptera; Drosophilidae
Gene: Ankrd49
Product: ankyrin repeat domain-containing protein 49
Molecular function (GO): protein binding
Source: RefSeq, a predicted model, not a curated record